Messenger RNA from Herpailurus yagouaroundi (jaguarundi), 4413 nucleotides. It is a transcript of the gene TFCP2L1, whose product is annotated as transcription factor CP2 like 1. Gene Ontology annotation, cellular component: nucleus. Bases 1 to 2010 code for a protein of 669 amino acids. Gene Ontology annotation, biological process: regulation of transcription by RNA polymerase II. The transcript has 18 exons. Gene Ontology annotation, molecular function: RNA polymerase II cis-regulatory region sequence-specific DNA binding; DNA-binding transcription activator activity, RNA polymerase II-specific. Lineage: Eukaryota; Metazoa; Chordata; Mammalia; Carnivora; Felidae. The record is from RefSeq and is a predicted model, not a curated record.
AUGCCGCCGCCACCACCUCACCGGGAGGGAGCCGCGCCCGCCGCCGCCCCCCGAGCCCCGACAGCUGCCUCGCCUUGCCGCCGCCUCCCUGCAGGGCUCCUGUUUGGACGAAACACCCAAAACUGCGAAACCGUGUUUGCCUCCCCUGUUUACCCGACAGUCCGGGGGGCCCCCGAAGAGCCCCGCCCCGUGCCCUCCCUCUGCAGGCCUCGCCCCCCACCCGGGCCCAGGCACUACCACCGCCUCCUGCAGCCGUGGUUCUGGUUCUGUGCCUCCCUGGCCGUCUCCACCUUCGACGGCUUGGGGGGUGACAUGGGCGUCCCCAACGCCAGCACCCGUCAGCGCCUCCCCUCUGGCCUCCUGCUCCCCCACGUGCGGGCCUGCAGUUUCCUCACCCCAAGCCUUUUGGGCACUCGGCCCCCCCGCACCUCUGCACGCCCGCCGUGUCCGGUGGCCACACCUCAUGUCCUCCGAGCUCCUGACUCACACGCCCAAGUGCCUUCAGGGUUCCUGCGCGUGGACGCCUCGGGGAGUGUUCAAACGGAGCGUGUCCACAGUGGUGCCUCCCAGCUGGUCUCCCAAUCCCACCACCCUCCGUUUCGGGACUUGACUAGUGCUCUUCAAAGGGAAAACGAUGUGCUCGCCCUGCCCAUCUUCAAGCAAGAGGAGCCACAGCUGUCCCCCGAGAGUGAGGCCCGCCUGCCGCCCCUGCAGUACGUGCUGUGUGCUGCCACGUCCCCGGCCGUGAAGCUGCACGAAGAGACCCUAACCUAUCUCAACCAAGGUCAGUCUUAUGAAAUCAGGCUGCUGGAGAAUCGGAAGCUGGGAGACUUUCAAGAUCUGAACACGAAAUAUGUCAAGAGCAUUAUCCGAGUGGUUUUCCACGACCGCCGGCUGCAGUACACGGAGCACCAGCAGCUGGAAGGAUGGCGGUGGAGCAGGCCCGGGGACCGGAUCCUGGACAUCGAUAUUCCACUGUCUGUUGGUAUCUUGGACCCCAGGGCCAGCCCGACCCAGCUGAACGCUGUCGAGUUUCUGUGGGAGCCUUCGAAGAGAGCCUCUGCAUUCAUUCAGGUGCACUGUAUCAGCACAGAAUUCACCCCGAGGAAGCACGGGGGUGAGAAGGGGGUGCCUUUCCGAGUGCAGAUUGACACAUUUAAGCAGAACGACAAUGGGGAAUACACAGAGCACUUGCACUCGGCCAGCUGCCAGAUCAAGGUGUUCAAGCCAAAGGGAGCUGACCGGAAACAGAAGACCGACCGGGAAAAGAUGGAGAAGAGAACUGCCCAAGAGAAGGAGAAGUACCAGCCGUCCUACGAGACCACCAUUCUCACAGAGUGCUCCCCGUGGCCCGACAUGGCCUAUCAGGUGAACAGCGCCCCGUCUCCCAGCUACAAUGGCUCUCCAAACAGCUUCGGCCUCGGCGAAGGGAACAGCUCUCCGACCCACCCAGUGGAGACCCUGCCCUUGGGCAAUGACCACCUGCUUCCAUCGGCCUCGAUCCAGGACGCCCAGCAGUGGCUGCACCGAAACAGAUUCUCACAGUUUUGCCGGCUCUUUGCCAGCUUCUCGGGUGCUGACUUGCUUAAGAUGUCUCGAGACGAUUUGGUCCAGAUCUGUGGCCCUGCCGAUGGGAUCCGGCUCUUUAAUGCCAUCAAAGGCCGGAAUGUGAGGCCGAAGAUGACCAUUUACGUCUGUCAGGAGCUGGAGCAGAACCGAGCGCCCCUGCAGCAGAAGCGGGAUGGCGGUGGGGACAGCAGUCUGUGUGUGUACCACGCCAUCUUCCUGGAGGAGCUGACCACCUUGGAGCUGGUUGAGAAGAUUGCCAACCUGUACAGCAUCUCCCCCCAGCACAUCCACCGAGUCUAUCGGCAGGGCCCCACCGGCAUCCACGUGGUGGUCAGCAACGAGAUGGUGCAGAAUUUCCAGGAUGAGUCUUGUUUUAUCCUCAGUACCUUGAAAGCUGAGAGCAAUGAUGGCUACCACGUCAUCCUGAAAUGUGGCCUCUGAGCGAAAGUCCAGCGUGUGAAGUACGGCCCCCACCCCACAGCCCAAUGGAUUCCCUCGGAUGUAGAAACCGCACCACUCUACGCCGCAGCCUCCCCUGGCGGGCUGUGGCUGGGAGGGACUUGGCCGGCCCAGUCCAGGAAGAUCACAGCCCACGAACCAGCAGAACCCUGCGGAUGCAGUCUCUGGUGUACGGAAAGCCAGCGGCUCCUCUCUCCCUUCCUCUUGGCCUCCAGCUUUUGAAUGUUCCUCGUUUUUUUCCCAGCCCUGCUAUCUUAAAGAGGCAAAUGGCAGGGCCAUCUUCUCUGAAACCCCUUGCUCCCUAGUUGGAGGCCAGUUCACUGAGUGUCUCGGUGCCUUCUGACCAUUCCCCUGCCUCCCGGGAAGGCUGUGCGUCCCCCCGACCUUCACCUUUUCUGGGAACCGGCUCCAUGACCAGGACUGCUGACUGGAUGUAGGUGGCUUGCCAGUGUUCUGUCUUCCUGUUGGUUCCCCAUCUCAGCGACCCUGGUGGGCAUCUGUCUUUCUGCUUCUUGGAUGGAUCGGUGGGAAGGGGACUUAUUCUGUGCCUUCUGCUGCUUUCACCUUGACUCCGUUUCUAAGGACCUGCUUUGGCAGUGCCCAGCGAUGGGCUCCUGUCUCUGCAGUGGUGAUGUAGACACCACGAUGCUUGUGUAGGACUGGCCACAUAGACCUAGGUCUGUGCCCUUGGAAGGAAGAAGGAGAGGAUAGAACAACUAUUUUUCAGGUACGUUCUCACGAGUAUGAAAGGGAUGAGAACAGAAUGAUAUUUUGCUUGAGCCCCUUUUAUGUAAUUUUAUGCCCUAAGCAAUCAUGGGUAAGGAAGAUUAGGAAAUGAGUAUUCGGCUAUGUGAUCAGAUGACCUUGAUGGUCAUGAUAGCAGGCCCUGUUGGAUGGACUUAACCAGGUCCCAUUUAAAGAAGACCUUGGCUGACGACUGCCAAACUUACCAAGUUUCCUAGGGUUCAUCUUUUCUGUGCGGCCCCAAUUUAAAUGUUUAUCUUUUUUCAUGCAUGGAGGGAGUGUUUAGGGCAUUUUGCCUGCAUUGGAGUGGUUGGAUCACGUUUCUUAGUGGCUUAAUUCUGGGGAACUCUGAUUAUCAGUAACCAGUAAACUCAGCAAUUAGGCUUUGUCUUGCGUCUGUUUCCCGGCACGCAGUGAUCUAUACUCUUCGCUAACUUAGGUUUAACUUUCAGAGCAUUGAGAAGCCCUAUGAUCAAUGGAGCAGGAUUUUACAACUUCUAAAGCAGAGCUUUAGGAGAUUAUAGCGCUGGGGUCAAAGAUGAUCUGAACUGGGUAGACCUUGCUUUCCAGUUGGGGAAAAUGAAACCUAGAGGGGCAGAGCCAUCUGCCUGAUAUCACACAGUGAUAGGGCGAUGAUAGAAACUCAUUAUAUAAAUCAAGACACUUCUCAGGGUGAAAGGGGCUCUCUAAGUAAGAGUGAUGUUGGGACCACAGGUGGUAUGGUGUUCCUACAGAGUAAAACAGGCUCCUGAUUCCUUUCCUGUUUUGCGGGAGGGGGCGGGAGCAGGUAACAGCUUUAUUGAGAUACAAUUCACAUACAAUACAGUGUACCCAUUCAGAGCAUACCGCUCUAUGGUUCUUAGUAAAUUCACAGAAUCAGCACAUUCAAUUUUAGGACAUUUUUCUCACCCCCAAAAGAAACCCUGUUUCUUUUAGUGAUCACCCUCCCACUUUCCCCCCAGCUCCCCUUGUUUUAGGCAACCACAAGUCUCCUUUCCAUGUAGAUUUACUUAUUCUGGACAUUUCAUGGAUAUGGAAUUACAGUGAGUGGCCUUUUGUUACUGGCUUUUUUUUUUUUUUUUUUCUCUCUCGCGUAAUGUUUUCUGGGGCAUCUGUGUUGAACAUGUAUUCAUACUUCAGUCAGUUCUAUAGUUGAGUAGUAUUUCAUUCUCUGGAUAGAUGUGUCACAGUUUGUUUAUCCAUUCAUUAGCCGAUCGAUACGCGAGUUUCUACUUUUCGGCUGUUUCGAAUGAUGCUGCUAUGAACAUAUUUGUACAGGUUUUUGCAUACAUAAUGUUUUCAUUUCAUUUGGGUAUAUACCUAGAAUGUAUACCCUACAUACAUCUUUCGCCAGGGCGUAUACCCUGGCGUUGCUGGGUCCUACGGAACUCUAUGUUUAACUUUUUGAGAAACUUCCAGAUUGUUUUCCAAAGCAGUGGCACCAUUUUAGCCUCCCACCAGCAGUGUAGGAGGGCUCGUUUUUCAACAUCCUCACCAACACUUGCUGCUUUUUGAUUAGAACAUUCUCUAAUGGGUGUCAAGUGGUAUCUCACUGUGGUUUUGAUUUGCAUUUCCCCAGUGACUACUGACGUUGACCAUCUUUUCAUGUGCUUAUUGGCCAUUUCUAUGUCUUCUUUGGAG